AUGCAGUUCCUCCUCUCAGCUUGGGCAUUUGCACAAACUAUAUUUGACUUCACGCUCAUCUCCAACUAUGACAGCAUGUCACUCACUCCUGGCACCAGGCAUGCACAUGGCCUGAGACAAUCAAGAGCGCAUGCAGCUGCCUCCGAUGCCGCCAUGCGCGCCUUCAAAGUGGAAGCCCUCGCAAGCAACGCGAGCUUCCUGCAGAGGCUCGACCCCGACGGCUGUCACCACGUCUCCCACAAUUUCCUGAACUACCAGACCUACCCUGGUUAUGACAACCCAAUCGGAAUCAGCGGGCCUGGGCCAAACGGGAGCAUCUGGAUUACCAUGCGCGGAGCCCCAGACAGCGGUAAAAACUCCAACGUCGUCCUCCGGGAAGAGCUCUGCGUCGUCGGUCCCCUCGACCCCAACGGCAGCCACUACCACGACUGCGAUGAGAUCGACAUCGCCGAGAUCUACGAUGGCGGGAACAACCAAGCCGAAUUCACCUUCUACACCGGCUCUGGCUCGUACAUCCCGGGCCAGCAACCGAAGCACCAGGGCGGCGGGGUGUACACCGACACCACCAAUGGCGCGGCUGGCCAAGAGUUUUACAAGUACCAGGUGUAUUUGGAACGGGGAAGUAUCUCACGUUCACUAUUGCGGAUGUGA
This is a messenger RNA of Laccaria bicolor S238N-H82, 651 nucleotides long. It is a transcript of the gene MISSP23.6, whose product is annotated as ectomycorrhiza-regulated small secreted protein. The transcript is spliced from 2 exons. Lineage: Eukaryota; Fungi; Basidiomycota; Agaricomycetes; Agaricales; Hydnangiaceae. The record is from RefSeq and is a predicted model, not a curated record. The coding region runs from base 1 to 651 and encodes 216 amino acids.